This is a messenger RNA of Paramuricea clavata, 498 nucleotides long. NCBI's taxonomy places the organism in Eukaryota, Metazoa, Cnidaria, Anthozoa, Malacalcyonacea, Plexauridae. The record is from the annotation of a GenBank genome assembly.
AUGGUGGGAACGACACUAGACGUAGGCCAAGGAUUCUGUGGCAGGUACGGGACGGGAAGCCAUGUACGAGACGCUAAACUUGGUGAAGCAAACGGCACGGAAGCAGACCACGAAGUCGUCCCAAGACUUGUCACCACCGGCGAGAGCAAAGCACUGGAGGCCGACGACACUGAAGGCAGCAUAACAGGGAGAAGCGACGAAGUUGGCGAAGUUAAACCCGACAAUGACGAAACCAAACCCGCGGAUGCAAUUGAUGUAGAAGCCGACGAAAUAACAUCGCUAUGGACUGGCGAAAGCGAUAAAUCCGUUCCAGAACAACUGGACAGACUAUUAUUAGUGAGCCGAGGCAUCCAAGAUAGAAGCCAAAACCCAAAACGAAGCACAAGAAUCCCCAGAAAAACAAAAAUAGAAAACCAAAAUCGAGUUCACAGUGUGAGAAGCAGUAUGCAAGUGAGCACAGCCCGUGAGUAUAGCAAAUGGCUAACUCCCGCCCGCUGA